Brassica oleracea var. oleracea is the source of this 4154-nucleotide messenger RNA. RefSeq lists its product as uncharacterized. The record is from RefSeq and is a predicted model, not a curated record. Gene Ontology annotation, biological process: protein deubiquitination. Bases 612 to 3965 code for a protein of 1117 amino acids. The transcript is spliced from 12 exons. NCBI's taxonomy places the organism in Eukaryota, Viridiplantae, Streptophyta, Magnoliopsida, Brassicales, Brassicaceae. Gene Ontology annotation, molecular function: cysteine-type deubiquitinase activity.
UAUCGAGAUUUUUGAUUUUCAAACCAUUUGAAGUCCACUGGUUAGAGCUUAAAUUUCAUGUUACAAAACCUUAGAGCGUUUUACUUCAUUGAGCUUCAAAAGAAGAAAGAAGCUCUCUUCCAUUUUUACUUUGCUGGUAACAGAACUUUUAAACAUUAUUUUUUUGGUCCCCAUAUGUUUCAAAAUAUUAUUUCUUUGCCCCGUAUCUUUCAAUUUUUGAAGAUUAGGCUUUUCUCCACCACCUUUAAUAGACUCACGCUGCUUGAUUUAGUGUUUGCCUAUACACACUUUGUUCAUCUCAAUCAUGAAGACGAACACUGUCCAAAACUUCACACUAGUUUUGGUUUAUUUAUCCCAAAUGGGUAAAUGCGCACAAAGUGUUCGAUACAAUUCCCCAAUGGCAACUCUCAAAAUGUUGUUUUUUCCCCCACGCCUUGUCACGUGCCUCUCACGUGAUAGAAGCCACCGUCUUCUCUUCCUUUCUGUUACGUUCGUUGAUUUUCCCGCCUCUCUACUCUUUAACAACUCUCUCUCUCUGAAAAAAAGCGAAAAAAACAAAACUUGGAGAGCAAGAAACCGAAAGAAAGCCUCUUUGAGAAUCGUUGACUAUAAUGGAGUCUCCUCUCUUUAAAGACGACGAAGAAGCCGCGGAGCUCUUCCGUGACGCCAAAGAUCUAAUCGCUAAAGGAGACCACACCAAGGCCCUGGAGAUACUCGAAGAUUUGCUACUAUUCUAUUCACAAGAAGAAGGCCCAUCGCUUCUUCUUCACAAUGAACAAGCUAGAAUCUUCUCAAAGCUAUCACGAGCAACAGAGAACCCUAACUUGGCGUUCACGUACCUUUUGGCUUCCGUGUCAUGCCUUGCCGAAGACGUAAACCUCUCGCGGCUCUGCGCAGAAAGGCUCCACCAACUAGGUCAACACCUUGGAUCAGUGCUGUACUACAAGGAGUGCGUUCGCGUAGGGAGACAGAGUUUAUAUGUUUCUCGAGGCCUAGAAGAACAAAGGAGGAAAAAACUGGAGUUUAUGAUCAAAGAUGCAGAGUUCAGGAUACUUGAAUCCAAGACUGAGACUAUCAGAACCGAUGAGGCGAAGUUUGUUGAGACAAAGAGAAGUCUAGAGCCUGUUAAUAAAGGACUGAGGUUGUUUUGGAUUGGUUUGGAUGUUAAGAUCAAAAGGGAGUUGAUGAAAGUAAGCAUUGAGAAGCUUAGAGGCUUUGUACAUAACAGCGAGGGGUCACUAAAGGCUUUGGAGAAAGUUCUGGCUUAUGCUAAGGAACAUAAAAAAUGGAGGACAUGGGUGUGUCGAACUAUAUGUUUAGCGGAUUUCACUAGUGCUGAAGAAUGUAAAGCUCAUUUUGAGCAACAACAUGGUGCAGAUUUUAAGCCUGAGUCGGAGAAGGAUGUGGUCAUGAGGAUAGGGAAAAACUGGGGUCAUAAGAUUAAGGGUGGAGGUUGGGAGGCGGUGGAUACAGUAGCUGCGGUUGAAAUGAUCAAGACUCAGCUGGAAGAUGUGAAAGCGUUUACAACGGAAUCUAGGAAGAAGGGGUGGUCCAACGUAUGGCCUUUGGUCGAGGAUGAAAAGCGGAGUGGUUUGCUCAAGGAAGUUAAACUACUCCUUGUGUCGCUCUAUGAGCAUCAGAUUCUCUCCUGCAGCAUUCGAGACUGGGUGAUGCGUUUUCCGGUUAAGCAUCUUAGGAAACUUGAGGUUUCAGAAGAGAGUAUUAGCGAUUGUCACAUAGUGGAAACGCCACAGAGCGUAUGUUUUCUUGAACGUUAUGAGCUCAGUCAGAUCCGAGCCUUUCUAAUAACCAUCAAGUGUGAAAGGCAUGAUGGUAGAGAACAAGUUUGCAGAGGAGUGGACAGUGUGUUGGAUCGUAUUCGAAUUAAAGAAAGUGUUGAACUUGACGAGCAGUUUUCGUUGCUGCUUCUGGAUAAAAGACUGUUGAAAAGCAAUAGUGCUGCCCCAUUUGAUGGUUGUGUUGAUGAUGGGAAAAUCAAAUUGAUUAAAGAUCCUGAUGUUCACUACGCCAAGGCACAAGCUCAGGGAGGUGAUAUGAUAUCCUGGCUAGGUGACUGCUCUUCAGUGGAUAAGAGCUUUCCAAAACCUAUCAGGGAACACAAUCUUGAAACCUGGGUGGCUGUUCUGAGAGCUGUUCAGUACACAUGUAAAACGUUGGGAAACAACUAUAAAAAGAAGGAGCAUGUCUUGGAGUAUGAAGCAGCUCUUACUUUCGUGGAGAACUUGUGUAUGCUUGAAGACAAAAGAAGAGAGAAUGUUCAGGACGAUCGAAGGAAGAAGAGCUAUGCAUCUCUUCUCUGUGAUAGAUGUGAAGAGAGAGUCCCAAAAGAAAAAAACUCCCUCACAGCAAGAUUGUUCUUGUGUGCAGUACGAGAUGUUUUCGAGGGAGGAUGGGAUCCGACAUUUGACUUAGAAGAUUGCAUGAGUCGUGUACGUGAGGGUAAAGGUCUCGAAGAUGAGAUAGUGUUGAAGUACAUAGAACUUCUGAAAUCGGCUGUCACAGAAAAGGUUCUGCGGAUCGAUGCAAAGAUACUGCUGAUUGAUAAUUCAAGGAUUAGAUUGUUAGACAAGCUCACAAGGCUUUCUGCUUUUGACAACCGCUCUCACAUGCUGCAACUGCUAAAACCUUUCUUGCUGAAUGAGAUUUUAAAUAUGGAAUCAAAAGCCAAGUCAGAUGCAGCAGAAGCUGAUCUUUUACUCGAAGAGGAGAAGAAGUCACUCAAAGAGGCAAAAAAGAAGAAGACAAGUAAAAGCAUUAAGAUAACUUCAACGAGUGUGGCUAGUCCUGUUGAACAAAAACCUUCAAUCGACCAUGAACCGGGAGGUACAUCUCAAUUACCAAAAACGAUGGAAGAAGAUUCCAUCGCCAUGAAACCAGAAGAUACUCUAGGAAGUGAAAAGGGUCCAUUGGAAAUUUCAUCCACCAAUGACAUUCAAGAGGGAGCUACUAAAGUUAACACUGAUAUGAAAAACAUGCCUGGAGAAGAUUCACUGUCGAAACAUUUGGAGCCAGUCCUUGAAGGAGCUGCAGCCAGAUACAAUUCAGCUCUUGACAUGACGCUAAAGGCCCUUCUGAGCAUAAACGUUCUUAGAGAACAAGUUCUAAAGUACAAUAAGCAACCAGUUCAUGACAACCUGGAAGAACAAGUUCUAUGUGCGCUACAAAUUUUAUUUACCUCUGUCGUGUCAGAGGAAAUAAAAACUGAGGGAGUCUACAGUCUCAUCUUGAGAGACUUACUCGUGUCCUUAGAAGCAGUUGAUUCCAUGUCGAGUGGUGCUGCUGAGGUACUUGUAACCAUCCUUGAGUCUUGGCAUUGCUGGAAAAACUCAGAAGGAGAAAGCUUGGUGACUCGCCUUUUCACGUUGGAGGAAAAUGAAAGAAUGAGUUGUAGAAAAUGCGGAAGGAAGCCAAAUUAUCCAGAGCAGAGUUCUUAUGGCAUUGUUACGGCUGCAGAUUCAAUCAGAAACGUGAAUUGUGCUUUUGGGGAUAUAAAGUUUGUGGAUAUCAUUAAGGUGACCCGCAUGGAAUAUAAAAUGUUAUGUGACAUUAAAACUGGAGGUUGUGGAACGACAAACUUUGUUCAUCAUGUUAUAAGUAGAUGCCCACCUAUCUUCACAAUCGUGUUAGAAUGGGAGAAGAGUGAAACUGAAAAGGAAAUUUCUGAAACAACAAAAGCUCUGGAGUGGGAGAUAGAUAUCAGCAGGCUGUACGAAGGCUUAGAACCAAACACUAACUACCGUCUUGUGUCAAUGGUUGGUUAUGGUGAAGAAGACGAAGAACACAUCUGCAUGGUUUAUGAAAAGAACCGGUGGGUCAAUCUCAGACGUGAGUCUUUAGCAGGAGAGGUUGUUGGUAGCUGGAAAAGUGUGGUUAGAUUCUGUGGAGAAAGGAAGAUUCGGCCAGAGAUUCUGUUCUUUGAAGCUGUCCUAUAUGUGAGGACCUAACAAGUGUAUCAACAUGGUGAAACCCAGCAUCGAUGUAUAAAACAUUGAGAAUUUGGCUCUGACGUUAUGUACUUAGAGACUCAUAUCUUGAAUCAAGUUUGAUAGUCAUGUGAAACUUGAUCUUCUCAAGAGACACCAAUGUGCAAGUAAUGACAUGAUAAAAGAGUACAUGUACAGUUUUUAAGCUGA